This is a messenger RNA of Jaculus jaculus (lesser Egyptian jerboa), 1257 nucleotides long. Its product is annotated as nucleoporin SEH1-like. Gene Ontology annotation, molecular function: protein binding; structural molecule activity. Gene Ontology annotation, cellular component: nuclear pore outer ring; Seh1-associated complex. The transcript has a single exon. Gene Ontology annotation, biological process: positive regulation of TORC1 signaling; cellular response to amino acid starvation. Bases 1 to 1122 code for a protein of 373 amino acids. The record is from RefSeq and is a predicted model, not a curated record. Lineage: Eukaryota; Metazoa; Chordata; Mammalia; Rodentia; Dipodidae.
AUGCUGGCAAACAGAGAUGUGCCGUACGCGCCCCCGCAGCGGCCGGUGCCUGUGGGCCGCACGCCACCCUCUGGGAGGCGGCGCGCCGAUGUCUCCUUCGACUUCCAUGGGCGCUGCAUGGCCACCUGCUCCAGUGACCAGAGCGUCAAGGUCUGGGACAAAAGUGAAAGUGGAGAUUGGCAUUGUACCGCUAGCUGGAAGACACAUAGUGGAUCUGUAUGGCGUGUGACAUGGGCUCAUCCUGAGUUUGGACAGGUUUUGGCCUCCUGUUCUUUUGAUGGAACAGCUGCUGUGUGGGAAGAAAUAGUAGGAGAGUCCAAUGAUAAACUGCGAGGACAGAGUCAUUGGGUGAAGAGGACGACUUUAGUGGAUAGCAGAACAUCUGUUACUGAUGUGAAAUUUGCUCCCAAGCAUAUGGGUCUUAUGUUAGCAACCUGUUCAGCAGAUGGUAUAGUAAGAAUAUAUGAGGCACCAGAUGUCAUGAAUCUCAGCCAGUGGUCUCUGCAGCACGAGGUCUCCUGUAAACUAAGCUGUAGUUGUAUUUCUUGGAACCCUUCAAGUUCUCGUGCCCACUCCCCCAUGAUAGCUGUAGGAAGUGAUGACAGUAGUCCAAAUGCAAUGGCCAAGGUUCAGAUUUUUGAAUACAAUGAAAACACCAGGAAAUAUGCAAAAGCUGAAACUCUUAUGACAGUCACUGAUCCUGUUCAUGAUAUUGCAUUUGUUCCAAAUUUGGGAAGAUCUUUCCACAUUCUAGCAAUAGCAACCAAAGAUGUGAGGAUUUUUACAUUAAAGCCUGUGAGGAAAGAGCUUACUUCCUCUGGUGGGCCAACAAAAUUUGAAAUUCAUAUAGUGGCUCAGUUUGAUAAUCAUAAUUCCCAAGUCUGGAGGGUGAGCUGGAACAUAACGGGAACAGUGUUAGCAUCUUCUGGAGAUGAUGGCUGUGUAAGAUUGUGGAAAGCGAAUUAUAUGGACAAUUGGAAGUGCACUGGUAUAUUGAAAGGUAAUGGGAGCCCAGUUAAUGGGAAUUCUCAACAGGGAAAUUCAACUCCUUCCCUUGGCUCAACUAUUCCAAAUCUCCAAAAUUCACUAAAUGGAUCUUCUGCUAGCAGAAAGCACAGCUGAGCGCCAGCUAACUGGAUAACUCGGGUGUUUUGCUGCUUGUUGCAUGCACACAGGACAGGAAUGGACAGUCAACUCCUUUCCCCUUCCCCAGCGCCGUUUGACCUCUCCCAAGAUACACCAGCAGCCUGUUCACUA